Molecule: messenger RNA, 285 nt
Organism: Parnassius apollo (apollo)
Lineage: Eukaryota; Metazoa; Arthropoda; Insecta; Lepidoptera; Papilionidae
Source: the annotation of a GenBank genome assembly
AUGAGGAUGAUGUUGAGGUCGCGUAUCCCCAUGUUGAGGAAGUUUAACACGGAGAAAUUAACCAUAAUCACGACAAUGAAGAACAAGAAAGAGAAGUAUGAUCUCAUGGAAGAAAGGACAUUACACAACAGAUCGAAGAAGAGACAAUGGUCAGAGAGGAACAGCAUGGCGCAGCAGAGACUAGAAUUGAAGAGAUCGGAGAGGAGCAGUAUAGUGAAGUAUAGACGCGAAAUGACCAGGGUAGUGAAGAUCUUAGAACAGACCAGGAGCCAAAUGAAGAAUUAA